CAACUUUGCCGAAUGAACGAGCGACAACAAUUGGACGCGGCUUUCAAGGCUCCGAUCGUGUUGUACGUCCAAGGGACGCUUGGCUGGCGAUUGGUGGAGAACAAGGAAGUGAACAAGAACGAUGUGGCUGUACGGCAAUACUGCUUAGACAAACUACACAAUUCAUAAAUACUGACCACAUCCCCUGGUCAAGGAGAAGACCCCAGUAAAGACAAAAGGAAGAACUAUUGAGAAGGGCUCACAGAUGGAAUAAUCCCGUAUUCCCAUAUGACCAGGCUUCAAUGGAAGGCAAGAGGGCAACAUUAAUCACUGAAUUUAUAAUGCAAUCAAUAAUAUUGUAACAAACUUCUUUUUGUGUAGCCAUGGCAUAUGUUGUUACAAAUUAAACACGGUUUUUAAAAAAUUAUAAUUAGUCACACUAAAAUUAGUUAGCUACACAUUAUAACAUACAUCAAUAACAAUAACAUACAUCACUGUUUAAUUGACAUUAACAAAAAAAUCUCUCCAGUGUCCAUAAUUUGUUCUAUUUUUUUUAUAAAUAUGCUGAAAUUAUGAGCACAAACCACUAACUGACACCUGAACUGUGACCCACUCUUUUCUCAUGCCACGUUAAAUUAAUUUGUCGAUGUUAAAUUGUUCAUGUGAUUGCAGCUUGUUGCUUGUGUUUUUUGCUUUUGCUUUGGAACUUGACACAACUACUUAAGAAUCAGAUAUGUAUGCUGCUUUUCCAGCCUUGCGAGGAGAGGAGGACGAAGAAGGGGAUUCACAGCCCCCACAUGUUAAAGAGGAAGAGGAGGAGAUUGACGUCAGCGAGUUGCCACUGACUGUGGUUGUUGUGAAGAGUGAAGGCGACGAAGACGGACCACCUGAGUCGUCAAAUCUUCUUCGCCAUCAUCAUCACAGUCCAAGUGGAGGCCCGCCACCGGAUGAUCUCUUAGCUCCACUGUCAGGCAGCGACGACGAGGAAGAUACAAGCGAUGUAGACUGUGAAGGUGACGACAAGCAGUUGAAAAGCUCUGAAAAGAAGACAACUGAUGACGAACGUCCAAAAACUUUCAAGUGCUCCGAUUGCGAUAAAGUAUUUUCUUAUAAGUGGAAUUUGAACGCACACAUGAGAACGCACACUGGUGACAAACCUUUUAGUUGUUCAGUUUGUGGUAAAAGCUUCCCACGAAAAGGAAAUAUGGUUAGACACAUGCGAAUACACGCAAGUGCAAAACCUUGUCCUGAUUCAGCUGGUGGCGAUACACAAAAUGUCUCCUUGACUGCACACACAGCGGCGCAAAAACCUUUUGCUUGCUCACUUUGCGGUGAAUGGUAUUCCCACAAGCGCAGUUUGAAAAUACACAUGCGGACGCACACCGGAGAGAAACGCUUCAGUUGCUCGGUGUGUGGUGAAUGGUAUUCUCACAAGAGCAGCUUGAAAGUGCACAUGUGGACACACACAGGAGAGAAACGCUUCAGUUGCUCAGUUUGUGGCGAAUGUUUUACUUACAAGCACAAUUUGACAGCACACAUGGCAACCCACACGGGAGAAGCAUUCAGUUGUUCCGUUUGUGGUAAAGGUUUUACUUGUAAGCAAAAUAUGAACAUUCACAUGAGGACACACACGGGAGAAAAACCGUUCACGUGCUCUGUUUGUGAUAAAAGCUUUUCUUAUAAGUCUGCUUUGACCCAACACAUGAGAACCCACACAGGAGAAAAACCUUAUAGUUGCUCAAUUUGCGGUGAUGAAUUUGCUCAGAAGGUCACUUUGGUUGCACACAUGGCGACACACACCGGAGAAAAACCUUUCACUUGCUCAGUCUGUGGUAAAAGCCUUUCUUAUAAACAUGGUUUGAAAUCACACAUGCAAACACACACGGGAGAAAAAAGGCUCAGCUGCUCGGUAUGUGGCGACAGCUUUUCUUCCAAGCCCAGUUUGAAUAUACACAUGAGGAGACACACGGGAGAAAAACCAUUCACAUGCUCAAUUUGUCGUAGAAGCUUUUCUCACAAGAAUACUUUGACAGCACACAUGCGGACCCACGACAAAGAAUAAUAAUAUAUAUUACAGGAAUAAUGUUUUCCUCUCAGGGGCUAUUUCAGUUCUUACAAAGGGCUUCAUGAAAUGUAGGGAAAAAAUAUGGUUCAACAUUUGAACAAAUGUUCAUUAUUUUGUGUAAUUUAUUGUGUAUGAUGAUAUAGGAGCUGCUGGUUGAGGAGUGGCUGGAAGGUCAUCCCGCAGCUUGCGGGAGCAGUAUGAGGAGGAGUUGCUCUGUAUUGUUCUUUACACACGCUAC
Molecule: messenger RNA, 2282 nt
Organism: Phycodurus eques (leafy seadragon)
Lineage: Eukaryota; Metazoa; Chordata; Actinopteri; Syngnathiformes; Syngnathidae
Product: gastrula zinc finger protein XlCGF57.1-like
Exons: 2
Coding region: 713-2041 (442 amino acids)
Biological process (GO): regulation of transcription by RNA polymerase II
Cellular component (GO): nucleus
Molecular function (GO): RNA polymerase II transcription regulatory region sequence-specific DNA binding; DNA-binding transcription factor activity, RNA polymerase II-specific
Source: RefSeq, a predicted model, not a curated record